Molecule: messenger RNA, 894 nt
Organism: Pieris macdunnoughi
Lineage: Eukaryota; Metazoa; Arthropoda; Insecta; Lepidoptera; Pieridae
Source: the annotation of a GenBank genome assembly
AUGGCCAUAUCGCUGCAAUCAUCGCAGAAUUCUCGAGGUGUAUCGGUAAGAUCUCUAUCAAGUAUGCGGGAAGAUACUUUGCCAAUGCUAGCGGAGAGGCUGCUGGCCACGCGAGCGGCAGCGCUGGUGGCGGGUUUACCAGCUGAGCUGUACUCGAAUGCUCUGUUGGCUGCCUGGCCUCCUUCUCCACCCCCACCGCUUUUGCCACCCCCUGCUCCUGAGCUGGAUCGUGCCCGUAAACGACGAAGAACCCCUAAACUUGACGACACCGCCACUGCACCUCUUUCGCCACCAUCAUCAGGGUCGUCUCCCGGUGCCACCGAUCCGCCUCGCGACAAACUGUUCACUUGCAAGGUCUGCUCCCGGUCAUUUGGCUACAAACAUGUUCUCCAAAACCACGAACGCACUCACACCGGCGAGAAGCCAUUCGAAUGCGGUGAAUGUCACAAACGCUUCACAAGGGAUCAUCACCUUAAAACCCACUUGCGUCUACACACAGGAGAAAAGCCAUACAGUUGUCCCCAUUGCCCUCGACAUUUCGUUCAAGUUGCUAACCUGCGACGACACCUGCGCGUGCACACUGGUGAGAGACCCUACGCCUGUGCCCGAUGUCCAGCCAGGUUUUCAGACUCCAAUCAGUUGAAAGCGCACGCUUUGGUGCACGAAGGAGAUGCGCCAUUCGCGUGCCGUUGUGGUGCCAGGUUUAGACGUCGGCAAGCGGCUGCUCUGCACCGCUGUCCCAGUAGCGGAUGUGAACCAGGCACUCCCAGCCCGCCGGCCGCAGACUGGCGUUGGGACGAUUGGCCCGAGCAGACGGAGCCGGAGGACCUGUCCCUUCCUCGCAGGCCAGCAACGCCGGACUCCCCCACUGACCUGCGCGUGCACUCCGCGUAG